This is a messenger RNA of Pezoporus flaviventris, 1851 nucleotides long. RefSeq names its product tandem C2 domains, nuclear (gene TC2N). The transcript has 13 exons. Gene Ontology annotation, cellular component: nucleus. Bases 269 to 1756 code for a protein of 495 amino acids. The record is from RefSeq and is a predicted model, not a curated record. NCBI's taxonomy places the organism in Eukaryota, Metazoa, Chordata, Aves, Psittaciformes, Psittacidae.
GAGGCGGCGAGUGGCCGGGCAGGAGCCGCGGGGCAGGGCGCAGCUCCGGGGCAGGGCAGGGCAGUACCGCGCCGCAGGAGCGGCGGGCAGGCGGCGGACAGCAGCAGCCACGACCGGGCGCAGGAGGGGCUGGGCGCCCUCCUAGCAGCUAGUAUUUAUGUGCUGCUUGGUGUCUUCUGACCUCCAUGGAGCUGGAAUCACAUCUUGGGUUUGAUAGCUCCACUGGAUCUUUGAUUGUGAUCUCCUCUAAAUCACAACACUGAAAACAAUGGCAACAGAAUGUAUAAAAGACUGUUAUAAAUGGUGUUUCUGCAUGGAAAAAGAAAAAAAUUCUCCAGUUUCCAUGGUGAAAGAAUCUGAAGCAGCAGCCACAAGCAAGCCAGCUAUUGUAGAGAAGCCUCCAUUGUCUUCCGUGUCAGUGAAGCGUCAAGUUGGCUGUUCAGAGGAUUAUCUGCUUUCUAAACUGCCCCUGGAUGGUCAGGAGGUACCUUUUGUGGUCCCUCCAUUCAAAUUGGCCUAUGUACAACCAAAGAACCUUCCUAGUAUCUCAUAUGGAGGGAUUCAAGAAUCUGCCAGAGCCUCAUUUGGUGACCGGAAAGCAGAACUGCACGGCGUGUACCAGUGGCCCCAUUAUGACGUGUAUAACCCAUUCUAUUUGGAGCAGCGCGUUUCGCCAGAUCUGAUUAGGCGCUUCCAAGCAAAAUCAGAUAAUAGGAAAUUAUAUGGAUCAGUUAGUGAUUUGAGAUCCAGUGCUUUGCCUGGAUCAUUUGAUGUAAGUCGUUCAAUGUUUGAUCUCAGAAGCCCACCUCAUCGCUUCAUGAAGAGAUACGAUUCAUUAUCCAGUGUACCCAGCAGUACCUCUUCCAGGAAGGAUUCACAAGGCAGUAACAGGAGUCUGGAUACUAUAACAUUAUCAGGUGAUGAACGAGACUUUGGAAGACUGAAUGUGAAGUUGUGUUAUGUUUCUUCUGUAGAACAGAUCUGGAUCACAGUUUCACAUUGCAAAGACCUAAGCUGGCCUUCUAGCUGUGGGGAACAUCCUCGUAUCUAUGUCAAGGGAAUUCUCACACUGCCCAAACCAGUGCAUUUCAAAUCUUCUGCCAAGGAAGGGUGUAUUGAUAUAGAAUUUAUGGAAACUUUUGUAUUUGCUAUUAAACUGCAAAGCCUGCAGGCUGUCCGACUGGUAUUUAAAAUCCAGACACAGACUCCCAGGAAAAAAACAAUUGGAGAGUGCUCCUUGGCACUGCGGGAGCUCAGCUCGGAGGAAUCAAGUCAUUGGCUGGAUAUAUCUCCUCCUUCCAAGGCACCUGUAAGUGCCAAUACUGCAAAAGUGUGCCGUGCAGAACUUCAAGUAGGAACUUGUUUUCAAGCAGUAAACAGGAGGAUACAGUUACAGAUUCUGGAAGCACAAAACCUUCCAGUUUCAUCUACACCACUGUCUUCAAAUUUCUUUGUGAAAGUUGGAAUGUUUACUACAGAAGGGAUGAUCUAUAAGAAGAAGACUCGUCUUCUGAAGUCCACUAAUGGCCACGUGAAGUGGAGAGAAAUGAUGAUUUUUCCAGUUAGCCAAGCUGAACAAGGAAUUGGCUUUCUCAUCAAGCUCUACAGCAGAAGUUCAGUGAGAAGAAAACACUUCCUAGGACAGAUCUGGAUAAGUUCUGAUAGCAGUAACAGUGAAGCAGUAAAGCAGUGGAGAGAUACUAUUGCUAACCCUGAAAAGGUUGUUGUUAAGUGGUACAGCAUUGGUCCGUCUUGAAGACUGCAGAUGAAACUCAGGACUGAUUUUUCUACAAAGAUAUUCCUACACUGUUUAAAAUAGUAUAAAUAAAAAGAAAAAUAUCGUCUAUACAA